Molecule: messenger RNA, 9090 nt
Organism: Homarus americanus (American lobster)
Lineage: Eukaryota; Metazoa; Arthropoda; Malacostraca; Decapoda; Nephropidae
Biological process (GO): actin crosslink formation
Cellular component (GO): actin filament
Molecular function (GO): cytoskeletal adaptor activity; actin filament binding; microtubule binding
Source: RefSeq, a predicted model, not a curated record
CUUAGUGUAGUGGUGACAGUGGUGAGUGAUGGUGGUGUUCGUGCUCGUGCUGGUGUUCACUUGUAUGUGGUGAGGACGUGUACUUGCUGGUGAGAGGCUGGUCCUGGGUUGCCCUGUGUCUCACCUGGUGCUUUAACACUGUACUGAUGACGAUGGUUGUGGCGCGGUAGCAGCAAAGUUGUCCCCGUGAGGUUGUGACAGUAAAGAGAUGGCCGUCCACACCCGGGCCGACCCCCGCCUCUAUCUAACACACCAUCGUAAACUUUAUUUUGAUGCUGGCUACUGACGCCCUGACAGCUUCACCAUAACAAGCAAAUACAGUGUUUUAUACUUUUAGGUUUAUAGUUCUAUUUAAGUGUAUACUAUAAAUCAUAAGGUAGUAUAGUUGAUGAUAAUGAUAACACGAUCGAAGUUCUUAGCUUCGUUCUGAGUGCAUGAAGUGUGUAGAAAGUGAUUGUGUUGUCAUAACAGCAAGUGACGGUGGGUGUGAGGGUGGCUGAUGAAGCUCAAGUUGCCCAAUUUGGCUGUGAAUGCAGCCUCAGAUUGGUGAAGUUAGCUAACCGUCCAUGAGAAGCGGCUGGUGGUAGGACAAGUUGGUGCGUAGGUGGCGGCUCCCCGGACUGCGGCGCUCCUGCCUGCCCUUGAUGACCGUCCCUGCUGCCUCCACCACACACGCUCCUCAAGCCUUUAUAUGUUGUUACGGACAGAAAGUUGGUGCAUGAGAGGGAGUGUGGGUGUACUGGAGAGCUGGUGGUAGUGUACUGAGCGUCGUCAUGACCACAUUGUGUACCACCCCUGAGUCCCUGCCCUCCCCCAGGGCGGCAGACGCGGCCCCAGAGUUCACUUCUCCCCCUGAUCCCUCACCUCGACCCUACGACAACCAGCCCUUCCCUGGCGAUGCUCCUCCUCCCUCCUACCCAGGUAGGGGCGACACGGAUUACGAAGUGCCCUUCUUCACGGUGGCGCACUACCGUACCCCUACAGCACCCACAACUUACGAGUACGCCGCCACACAUGCGGGGUUCCCCGAGGGGGUGGGAGAGGCCCUCUACAACGGCGGAUUAGACAGCGCCACCAUGUCUCCGGUGGAGUUGGCCUUCGGCAGCAAUAUGUCAGACUCAGGACGAUGGUGGCCGCGGGCCGAGACAUCCCAAGACACCACACCCAGCCACACCCCCGCCCGCUCACCUGUGGGUCUCCCAGGGCCUUCGCCACGCCCUGAGCCAGACUGUAGCGCGCCCGUACACCCGCCUGGUACAUUUAUCCGUAGGGUCUACGGCGCCCACGACCGCACGCCCGUGGGAUGUCUUCACGCCGCUGCCGGCACCACCCCGCGGGGCCACAAGACAAACCCGUUAAAAAGCUCCCAGCAAGACUCGGGGCGGUCAGGGGCACGAGCUGGCCGCUCCCAUGACGAUACACCCGUUAGGGGCUCCGUCGAAUUCGUCUUGGACCAGCCCUCGAGAACCCCUAACAGGAGCAGGAGUGGCUCCCGGCGAGGCGCCACCACACCAGGCAAGCGCUCAGCGCCCACCACGCCGGGGCAGUCGGAGGACGAACAAGCCUCGCCCGCACCUACCCGGGAAGUCGGCUGGGCUGCAGAGGAAGACCCCAAGGCUACCCCGUCGCAGGACGCUACUGCGGCGCGUCAGGGGACAGUCACUGGGUCCGGCAGCACCGCAGCCAAAGACGCUUCGGGCACACCACACACGACGACUGACGCGGGUGGCGUGGGCGGGGGAGCCAUGGAUACCAGUGGAGUGUAUGAGGACGCGGGCGUGAGUGAUGCAGCUGACCGCCUCGAGUCGGCCCUCCACUCCAGCUCCUCCUCUGAGGUUGUGGUCACGCCCAGAACUCCCCGCACUCCGCGAACACCCAGGAGUAAAUCCAGAGAGCCGUCGUUCUGCUUGGAGCUGGAAGACGACGAGUACCCUAAAACCGAGUCGGAGUACAUGUCGCUCCUCCACGCUAAGAUCGCCGAAGCCCACGAGCGUCAACUGUUACCCCUCAAGGAGGACCUGGCAGACUGGCUCUCCAAGCUCUUGGGUCUGACAGUGGGUACUCCAACACGUCGUCUCCGCGAGGCUCUACACUCACCCUGCACCCAGCAGCGCCAAGCCCGCCUGCCGCUGACCCCACCAAGUUGCCCAGGUGGGUCACCAAGUUGCCCAGGCCACUGUCAGCACCUGGUCAUUUGCCGCUAGUUCCUCGCCUGGUCUUACCCAACCAAUCUACCCAUACCCAGACUGAGACCCCACCCGCUUCUGCUCAGUCACGGACCCCUAAGUCCAACAUUCCCCGCCCAGCUAAGCCCACUCCACCCCCCAAACCUGCCUCCAUAAGAAGAGCUGUCUCUAACCUGACUCGGCGUCCCACUAGCAUUCCUUGCAAGUCGAGAGGAUGGUCAGGUGCAAAAACUACACCCACAACUCCUGUGACUACACCUACACACUCUGCUAAACCACGGCUACCUUCAGCUCGAACCCCAAGAUCCUCUGGUCGUUCUACACCUAAUACCACACCAACCACUCCCACACACUGUCGACGAUAUAUGACAUCUUUACAACGGACACCAGUACCCUCACCACGUCCUACAUCAACCUCCCGGCCAACAUCGCGACCCUCUUCCAAACCACCAUCACGGUCACCUUCCAUUUGUAGUCGUCUUCAGGAGUGCUACAACACCGUCCAAUCAGAAAGUGUUACCGAGGCCCACAGAACAGAUCUUGAUAAUAAGGUUCUUGACAUUGCCAACGAGACUCGUGGUUACUGCGGCUGUAAAAAUGAGAACUGCACCAAGUCUCACGUAAAGAGGGUAGCUGAUGGCAAGUAUGAGAUCUGUGGCAGAAAUGUCUAUGUUCGGCAAAACUCUACACCCAUCAAGAAGUUUGCAAAGAAGAGUCAACUGAGCAAACAGCCAUCAAGCAAGUCACACACAUCUUGUGAUGCAAAUAAACACUGCCACACAGUGGAGGAGUUUGUAGCGAAGCUCCAACCACGUGAGACACCAUCCCGGAUCCUCCACCUUCCUCAUGUCCGUGAUACAACCAAGAAAUCUUCACUGAGGAAACGACAAUCCAACUCUUCCCACCUGAGAAAGGUCCACUUCUCUUCUGAGCCUGAUAAGCGCCGAAUUCCUGUUACAACAUCUGCGAUGGUCAGCACUUCUCUAGAGCCCUAUCUGUUGAAGGGCAAGCAUGUGAUGGUUCGAGUCGGAGGUGGAUGGGACACUCUGGAACACUACCUCCUUCGUCAUGAUCCAAAGCAGGUGACUGUAUUUAACCUCAAGUCUGCAGACCCAUUCCUACACAUCCGUGCCAAAUACUGUUCACCCACACAAUCCCAAGCUUCUUCUACCAGAGGUUCCCCAACUCACUCCCGAGCCACACCCAGCAGGGUGACACUUUCUGGAGACCCCUCUCCAGGGAAUUCAUCAUCUGAAGGCACACCACCUCCUCCACAGGAACCUCAUGUGCCACCUUCUCCACCUGCUGUGUCUUCCAUGCCUGCCACAGUAUCAAAUACAAUUACAGACAGUUCCAUAAAAGACAAAAACAGCUCCAUUCCCAAAGAGGAAUAUUCUGCUGUUACUGUAAAGGAAAGUUCAAUGACCAAAUCUGAUUCAAGAAAUGCAUCAUUUAUUCCUUGUUCUAUCAAUGGAACUGUUGAAGAUGCUUCAUAUGCAUUAGCUCAAGAUAUGCCUACAGCCACUACAUCAUCUUCCCAGUCACAAUCCAAUUCUGUAAAAACUUCCAGCCCAACUACUAUGUCAAGGCCAAUAGUUAAUUCAUCCACCUUUUGCAUCGAAGAUCAUAAUUUAGUUGAUCCUUUGCCAUCAAUCAUUCAGACAUCACAUUCAAAAUCCCCCUCUACCUCCUCAACUUCUUCUUCUUCUUCUUCAGAAUCUUCUUCCUCUUCAGAUUCUUCAUCCUGUUCCCUGAAAGUGACUCCACCACCAACUCCCUCCACUUUCUCUACUCCAGCGUGUGCGACAUCUGCACCACUUGAUUUAUCAUUAACAACAAAUGGUAGUAGUACUACACUUGGCACUCCUUUACCAACCGAUUCCAUUGACCAUGAAGAAUUGUAGGCAUUGACCUAAAAGGGAAUGAAAUUGCCAUGACUCAACUCAAUUUCCUCAUAGUUUGGGUAUCAUGAACAUAACAAAUUUUUUAGAUUAAUACCACACAAGGAGUCAGCUUACAUGGAAUGGGAAUCCCAUUUAAGUUCUAUUGGCUUCUAAUUACAAAUACUGUAAUCCAUAUUUUUAUUAGUCCCAAAAUGUGAAAUAAAUGUGUCAUAUGGCACAAUAUAUAUAUGCCAAAUAUGUGAUAAUUAAUGUAUGUAGAUACACUGAAGGAACUGUACUGAUGUGACAGAGUAUACAGUGUGGAAAGUGGAAAGUAAGAUAAGAGGAAACAGGGUGCUCUGUCCAAAUCCUAAAAGGACUAUCACUUUUAAUAUUACUGAUUUGUGUGUAUGUUAAGUGAAGGGAUCUGCUUGCUGAGGUUUAGGCCUGCAAGCACUCACUUUUAAUGUUAUAAAAUCAUUCUACACAACACACACAAAAGCAGGUGCUCCUCUAUGACCAAGAGGAUUUGUAUUGUAAAUUAUAUACAAGUUACACAAAGGCAUUAUUUGAUAAUGAAAUUGUCAACUUUAUGUCUUUAAUAUAUUUAAUUUGAUGUUGCAUCAUCUAUGGGAUGAUUCAGCAAUAAUAUAAUAGUCUGUAAAACUGAAUAAUAAUAUUUUAAUUUUUAGAGUAAAUUAUUAUGCUAUUUCUUGAUAUCACUUGAUGAAUAUUAGAUUCAAGAAAAUGUACUGAAUUACUGUACUUAACUAAGUACAGCAUCUCCAUAUACAGUAUAGUCAUAUAUACACUUGAGGUAUGUACUUACAAUAUAAUAAAUAUUAAACUUGUUUAAAUAUUGUGCUGGUCAUUGUGUUGGUUUCAAUAGAGAUAUGAAUGAUUAUGAACUUUGCCUAUAAUCAACCAUCCUAUAUUUCGGUACUGUACACCCAUAAAUUAGAAUUUUGUAAUUUAGAAUUUAUCAUUACCUGAUAUUGACUGCAUAUCUGCAGAUGCCCUGCAUGUAGUCACCUCUGGCACUGUGAUAAUACUGCUACCAAGAUCCUCACAUUGAUGCUCACCAAGACUCAGUUGCAAAACUUAAUUAAGAACUAUUGAGCUCUGCCAGCAUCAAAUACUCAAUAUUGUUUCUAGAAAACUAAUAAUUGCUUAUUGCUCAUUAGAGUUAUGGUGGUGAAAAGGACUUAGGUUUAAAAAAUUAGGAGUAUAUGUGACUAAGAUCAGCAAAGAUGGGUUCUUAAUUCGUUUUCAGUAAGGUGCCAUUUUCCCGUGCACAACAGAGAUGCAUAAUUAUUAAUGCAUGUGUCCAGUCAAGAGUUGUGUUGUGUUGGUAAGUCUGUGCAGGUCCAAUUUCAUGGCCCUUUAUUUUGACAAACAUAAAGAGACAGAUUUUAAAUACAUGGUAUAGAUGAUUUUCUAUUAAUCCAGAUGAGGGCCUGUAGUUUUGUGAGACAUUUAACUUUUUUGAAGGUUUUGGACAAGAUUGUCAAAAGAGCAGGACUCUUGUAUAGGCUUUCUUGCUAUCUUUUUUUUUUUAAUCUAACUAUUAUGCAUGAUACCAAUCUAUAUAGCUCUUUAUCAACAAUCAUGCCAGCACUGUAGGUGCUUGUAUCCUUCCAUUUAAGGAUAUAAAUGGCAAGUAAGAUACUUCUAUCCAUUAUAAACUUUUAAUGAUUAUUAUGGAAUAACUUAUUUAAUGGGAGACUUAGUUUGUAUUACAAAUGAACUUUUAUUAGCCAGUACAGUAUUUGCUUACUGCAAUAGUACAUCAAGCUCGCAACUUAUGUGUAUAAGAGAUAUCCUCAAUGAUAUUUACAUUUGAGAAUGUAUAGGACAUCUUAAAGAAUUAUGCUAAUUGAACUGUAUAUCUGAAAUGAUGUCUGCUUUAUAUUUACUACCGAGGUGUCAAAUGCAUGGUUGCUAAAUAUUUUGCCAUAGGCCUGUUAUUCAACUAUGGGAAGUCUUUUUGUGUGACGUAAUAUAUUUUCGUAAGACCCAGACACUUAUUGUUUGGUUUCUUUUAAAAAAAUAAUUUUUACAUUUUCUAAUAAUCACAGGCAAAGUUACAAAUAUGUUAACUCCAGUGAUUAUUGAUACAGAUAGGGAUAGUUAUUAAUUUAUUAUUUUUAAUACAGUGUGAAGAAGGGCCAUGUAAAAUCAAUUAAAUACACACAAAUCUUUGGAAACAUGAGGCUACUUAGAACAAGUACUGUUUUGUCUUUAAUCCCAGUCAUUAUUUACCAAGAAUUCUUGAUCAUGCAUCUGGACUAUAAUCCAGAAUUAAAUUAUGUACCAGUAGCUUCACAUAUAGCUACCCAAUUACUGUACCCAUCAUCUGAAAAUUGUCAGAAUAUCUCUGUGGAUUUUGGCAUCAUAUUCAAUCAUCACAAUUUUAUUACAGAAACAAUUACAGUAUUUAGUACUAGAUCAUUUGUGGUCAGCUGUAUCAAUGUACUGAGUAACCUUUUCAUGUAGAUUAUCACAGAGCAAAAAAUUUUUCAUAACCAGUUCACUGUGUCACCUGUAUCAUGUAUCAAACAUUAAAGAUAGUGACAAUAAAUAAAACUUGGGGUGUCACUUUUGUAAGGUUACAAUUUAAACGAUAUUUUCAACCAAAAUCAGACAUCAGUGUCAGAUUAUCUUCGAUGUAAAUACUGGUUAUUGUAAGAUGGAUUUUAUGAAUAAAAUUAAUAGAAUUACAUAUUUUCUGCUUGUUAAAAAAAACUGCAAAUAUGGGUAGUAUGUAUAAUAAAUACAGUAGUAAGAAAGUGAUCUUUAUGUUGUAUACAUUGUGAAAAAAAUCAAAUUUUAUACUACUACUAUACUUAAUCUUUCUGUUUCAAAACCAUAUCAAUCUCAAGUAAAGAUAUUUAAAAAAUACUAUAAAUUAUUAGAAAUGUACCUAUGUAGGUUGAAAGGAGCCGAGAAAUUAAAUAAUCCUGCCCAGUCUUACAGACAUCUGCACUCUGCAUAAAUUAGUACAGUUUAUUCCUUGGGAACAAGCUUGAGAAUUGAUUCAGAGAAGGUAAGAGAAGUCCCAAGUGACAAAAGUGGCAUGGUCAGAAUUAAAAAAAAAGGCUUGCCAUAUCCCUCACAACAAAUAUGAGUUAAUAUAAAUCAAUAUUAAUGCAGCAAUACAACUGGUAUAUUUAUUGUUAUGGUAUUAUUAUAGUGCAAUGUUAUCAUGAUUAUAUUUGUUGUUUAUUACAGUAUUAUUACCACUAAUAUUAUUUUUAUCUGUAAUUAUUUUUUAAAUCCAUAUUUGAAAAAUUUGAGCUUAGACUUUUUAAUCAGGUCUCUUUUCUACUGAAUGUUAAUACCAUGAGCAUUUCUAGUUUUGGUUUGGUCAAUCCUUCAAGAUGAGGAUUCUCAUAAGAACCUUGUUGCCCAGUGCAUUCUAAUUUUUUUAAUUUUAGGAAGGGCUUAACAUAAAUCAUGUUAAUGACCGGUACCGUACUCAAUACCUGAAUUAUAAAAUAUGUUAAGGCUACCAGAGUAAGGGUUAUUUUUUGUCUUAUGUAAUAUAUACGUAUACUAGUUCAAAAUUCAGAAAACUUGUAGAUAAAAAUUUGUGAUUAGAAAAAGAAAUGUUUCUAAAAAACCCAUUCAGUAUAUCAGAGGAAAGGAGGUUUUAUAGCUGACUCAUACUUGUUCUAUCAAAGAAUACUGUAUAAAAUGACAUGACUAACAUUUGUACACAUCUCAUGAAGAAUGGUUGUGAUUUAAGUAUAUAUACUUAUUACAUUACCAGAAUUUCUACACUGUGUCUACCACUUGAAAUACAACGGAAAUAGAUCAUUCCUAACAUUCCAUUUAUUAUCAGUACAAUAAUUCUACUCGAAAGUGCCAAUAGUAGAUAGCUGUUAAACCUUUUAUUUGAAACUUCAUGAUGGGUUAUGACGCAUCUUGCAAGCAUCUUAUAAAUAAUGAAUGUGUUUGCAUCAAAGUAUUGUAUUUUGUGUAUACAGGUAUAUAUAUAUAUAUAUAUAUAUAUAUAUAUAUAUAUAUAUAUAUAUAUAUAUAUAUAUAUAUAUAUAUAUAUAUAUAUAUAUAUAUAUAUAUAUAUAUAUAUAUAUAUAUAUAUAUAUAUAUAUAUAUAUAUAUAUAUAUAUAUAUAUAUACUCUGCUGGCCUUGGUAGCCUUUGGAAGGGUUUCUUCACCCAUUGAUAUUUUCAUUGGCCAAUCAUAAUGCAGCUCACUUGGUCAUCUGGCACACAUUCUCACACCUCACACAGUUUUUGAAAGAGGUCCAUCAAUAUUACCAUCUUUUAAUUACAAUACUUUCAUUUCCCAACUCCAUUGACCACUACCCUAAAGUUUCAUAUGUUAUGCACAUUCUGCAGUCAGUUUCACAUAUUUUUAUUGAAUUUACGUAUAGAUUAUUUGAAAAACAAAAUUAACAGAAAUCAAUGUAAGCUGUAUUUGAAUUUUAAUAUCUACUUUCUGUUUUUUGCACAUGUACAAUUCUGCAGUAUGACUUAAGUUUAGUUAAGACAGAAAAAGGAUAUAAUUCUGCCUUGGUUAAUCUGAAAGGAACUGCAUCAUUGGAAUGCUGACCAGUAUGUGUGUAAUGGAUUAGAAGGAUAAAAUUAGUCCUGAGAUUUAUUAAAAUUGAGUAAUAUACCGUAGACAUGAUGGUUGGGAAUUCUUAUGGUUGUUAGUAUGAUGUGUAUGUUUGGGGCUAAUAAUGUUCCACACACAUUAAGAGACUAAUACUUGGUUAUGAAUGUACAGGAUAAAACUUAAAAAAAAAUAUAUCAGAUUAAAGAAGGGAAAUGUGUAUGUAGUGAUGUGAGCUUUAUAUGCUGUUAUUUUGUACAGUUUAAUUGUGCCAUGAAUUUUUACAUUUACAUAUACAACAAAAUAUUCUUCUGUGUUUUAUAAUUGUAUAUUGCACAAACUGUUUUCCUCCCAUUGGAUUUCUCCUGACCCAAAUAAUUCUGAUCAUCUUUUCAAUUCCAUGUUAUUUAUUUUAGCCAAAUAAAUUUAAAUUAAAACAA